Raphanus sativus (radish) is the source of this 4649-nucleotide messenger RNA. Its product is annotated as putative phospholipid-transporting ATPase 9. Bases 867 to 4478 code for a protein of 1203 amino acids. The record is from RefSeq and is a predicted model, not a curated record. The transcript is spliced from 9 exons. Gene Ontology annotation, molecular function: ATP binding; ATP hydrolysis activity; magnesium ion binding. Gene Ontology annotation, biological process: phospholipid translocation. Lineage: Eukaryota; Viridiplantae; Streptophyta; Magnoliopsida; Brassicales; Brassicaceae. Gene Ontology annotation, cellular component: plasma membrane.
UAGAAAAUUAAAUAAAGAAGAAAUUCAUUCAUGCAAUAGAUGAUUUUAGAGAGUGUUUGACCCGCAUUUUGUGUGUUGGUCUCACCUUCUCUCUCCGCCACGACGGCGCAUCUAAUGUUCCUCCAAUCGAUUCUUCUCCUUCUUCUUCUUCUUUCACCUCUCUAACCAAGAUUGUUUCUCACUUUUUUUUCUUUUUUUUUCUCGUAUGUUCUUCUGAUAAUCUGAUACUACAAUUCUCUUACAGAUCAUUAGAAGAACAUACCCCCAAGAAAAAAAAAAGUCUAGUUUGUUUCCUUCUAUUAAAUGCUUUUAAUUAUUUUUUUCUUUAUCCAAAGCAUUAGAGAUUUGCUGUUGUUAUUCCCAUCAAACAUUAUUAGUUAUUCUAGAAAGGGAACCAUGACUUGUCCGAAUCUUGGCAGUUUCUCUCUGUUUCUUUCUUCCUCGUCCUCUUUGUCUUCCCAAUUUGUUUGGAUUGGCAGAAGACCAAUCUGGCUAUAAAUUCAUAAAUUCCAUAAGAUCUCUCUCACUCAAGCUCCAGUUUCUUGGCUUAUAACAUUUAAAAGAUCUUAUCUUUCUCAUAGAUCACACCCUUCUUGAUCUCAGCUCUCUCACUCACUCAAUUUUUUUCUAAAUCCAUUUCCCCUAGAAAAACAAUAACUCUCUUUUUUUUUAGAAUAAUAACUCUCAUUUUCCUGAGAAAGAAAUAAAGAAAACAAAUUCUAGGUAACCGGAGAGAGUCACAGAAAACGAGGUCGGAGAAUAUAACCAGUCACGGUCUUGUCUGCCUUUCCCUUCGGUUGGUUUGAGGGUUUCUUGAAUAUCUCAGAAAGAUUCGAACUUUUCUGGUCUUCUGUAGAGAUCUCUCAAUGGCAGGAAGUGGACUAAAGAAACGAAGAAGGAGAAGACUACACUUAAGCAAACUCUACACACUCACAUGCACUCAAGCAUUUUUCAAGCAAGACCACUCUCAGAUCGGAGGACCCGGUUACUCUCGUCUCGUCUUCAUCAACGAACCUGAUUCACCCGAAGCUGACACGAGCAGCUACAGUGACAACUACGUGAGAACCACCAAGUACACUCUCGCCACUUUCUUACCCAAAUCACUCUUCGAGCAGUUCAGAAGAGUAGCAAACUUCUACUUCUUGGUCACCGGCGUCUUGUCUUUCACUCCCCUUGCUCCUUACACUGCUGCUAGCGCCAUUUUCCCUCUCCUUUUCGUUAUUGGUGCUACUAUGGUUAAAGAAGGUGUUGAAGAUUGGCGCCGCAACAAGCAGGAUAUUGAGGUGAAUAAUAGGAAAGUUAAAGUGCAUAGAGGAGAUGGGAACUUUAAUUCCAAGGAGUGGAAGACUUUAAGCGUUGGAGAUAUAGUGAAGGUAGAGAAGAACCAGUUCUUCCCUGCAGAUCUUGUUCUGCUCUCAUCUAGCUACGAGGACGCUAUUUGCUACGUUGAGACGAUGAACCUAGACGGUGAGACCAAUCUCAAAGUCAAGCAAGGACUAGAAGUGACUUCUUCCUCGAGGGAAGACUUUAACUUCAAGGGCUUCGAGGCUUUUGUCAAAUGCGAGGACCCAAACGCCAACUUGUACUCCUUUGUUGGCACCAUGGAGCUCAAAGGCUCCAAGUACCCUCUCUCACCUCAGCAGCUUCUUCUCAGAGACUCAAAGCUCAGGAACACCGAGUUCAUCUUCGGAGCGGUUAUCUUCACCGGUCACGACACAAAGGUAAUACAGAACUCAACUGAUCCUCCUUCCAAGAGAAGCAUGAUCGAGAGAAAGAUGGAUAAGAUCAUCUACCUCAUGUUCUUCAUGGUGGUGUUGAUGUCAUUCAUUGGCUCUGUCAUCUUUGGAGUCACGACAAGAGAUGAUCUCAAGGAGGGAGGUGUGGUGAAGAGAUGGUACUUGAGACCAGACAGCUCUAGCAUCUUCUUUGACUCCAGAAGAGCUCCCGUGGCUGCCUUCUAUCACUUCCUGACCGCGGCUAUGUUAUACAGCUACUUCAUUCCGAUAUCUCUAUACGUCUCGAUAGAGAUUGUCAAAGUACUUCAGAGCAUAUUCAUCAACCAGGACAUCCACAUGUACUACGAGGAAGCCAACAAGCCAGCUCGUGCAAGAACCUCGAAUCUCAACGAGGAGCUCGGUCAGGUUGACACGGUUCUCUCCGACAAGACGGGGACGCUGACUUGCAACUCCAUGGAGUUCAUCAAGUGCUCUGUCGCCGGGACGGCUUACGGCCGCGGCGUCACUGAAGUUGAGAUGGCUAUGGGAAGGAGGAAAGGCUCUCCGUUGGUGUUACAGAGCAAUGAGGAGUGUUAUAGCAAAGAGGGGUUUGCUUUUGUUGAAGAACCACCAACGGUGAAGGGAUUCAACUUCAGAGAUGAAAGGGUAAUGAAUGGGAACUGGGUCACUGAGCCUCACGCUGACGUCAUUCAGAAGUUUUUUAGGUUGCUUGCCGUGUGCCAUACGGUGAUACCUGAAGUGGAUGAAGAGACUGAGAAGAUCUCUUAUGAAGCUGAGUCACCUGAUGAAGCGGCUUUUGUUAUUGCAGCAAGGGAGCUUGGGUUUGAGUUCUAUAACAGAACUCAAACUACUAUAUCUGUGAGAGAGCUUGAUCUUGUGUCUGGCAAACGAGUUGAGAGGUUGUACAAAGUCAUGAACGUUCUUGAGUUCAACAGCACAAGGAAAAGGAUGUCAGUGAUAGUGCAGGAUGGAGAUGGGAAACUUUUACUACUUUGUAAAGGAGCAGACAAUGUUAUGUUUGAGAGACUUUCCAAGAAUGGUAGAGAGUUUGAGGUGGAAACAAGGGACCAUGUGAACGAGUACGCAGAUGCAGGGCUGAGAACUUUGAUACUUGCAUACCGUGAACUCGGCGAGAAAGAAUACAAAGAUUUCAAUGAGAGGAUCAGUGAAGCCAAGAGCUCGGUUAGUGCUGAUAGAGAAUCAUUGAUAGAGGAAGUCACAGAGAGAGUUGAGAAAGACUUGAUCCUUCUUGGAGCUACUGCUGUUGAGGAUAAACUCCAAAAUGGAGUACCUGAUUGCAUUGACAAGCUUGCACAAGCAGGAAUCAAGAUUUGGGUUUUAACUGGUGAUAAAAUGGAGACUGCUAUCAAUAUUGGGUUCGCCAGUAGUUUGCUCAGACAAGACAUGAAACAGAUCAUAAUCAACUUAGAGACCCCUGAAAUCCACUCACUAGAGAAAACUGGAGAGAAAGAUGCCAUUGCAAAGGCAUCAAAAGAGAAUGUCUUAUUGCAGAUAAUCAACGGAAAGGGUCAGCUAAAGUAUGGUGGUGGGAACUCUGAUGCUUUUGCUUUGAUCAUUGAUGGGAAGUCACUUGCUUACGCCUUGGAUGAUGACAUAAAACACAUCUUCUUAGAGCUAGCCGUUGGCUGUGCUUCUGUCAUUUGCUGCCGUUCAUCACCAAAACAGAAAGCUCUAGUGACAAGGCUAGUAAAAUCCGGAACCGGUAAAACAACAUUAGCUAUUGGUGAUGGUGCAAAUGAUGUUGGGAUGCUUCAAGAAGCAGAUAUAGGUGUUGGCAUCAGCGGCGUGGAAGGCAUGCAGGCUGUAAUGUCAAGCGACAUUGCUAUUGCUCAGUUUAGAUAUCUGGAACGUUUGUUACUAGUCCAUGGACACUGGUGUUACAGGCGCAUCUCAACAAUGAUUUGCUACUUCUUCUACAAGAACAUUACAUUUGGUUUCACACUCUUCUUGUAUGAAGCCUACACAACAUUCUCAUCAACACCUGCUUACAACGACUGGUUCCUAUCUCUUUACAAUGUUUGCUUCUCCUCCCUUCCGGUCAUUGCUCUAGGCGUCUUCGACCAAGAUGUAUCUGCUCGGUACUGUCUCAAGUUUCCACUGUUGUACCAAGAAGGUGUGCAGAACGUUCUCUUCAGCUGGAGGAGGAUACUUGGCUGGAUGUUCAACGGAUUCUACAGCGCAUUAAUCAUCUUCUUCCUCUGCAAAAGCUCACUCCACUCUCAAGCUUUCAACCACCAAGGGAAAACCCCUGGGAAGGAGAUCUUAGGAGGGACAAUGUACACAUGCAUCGUCUGGGUUGUGAACUUGCAGAUGGCACUAGCCAUCAGCUACUUCACACUCAUCCAACACAUCGUCAUAUGGGGCUCCAUCCUCGUCUGGUACCUCUUCAUGACCGUGUACGGAGAGUUUCCAGCGAGUGUAUCAACCAGUGCGUAUAGAGUCUUUGUCGAAGCUCUGGCGCCAUCGCUCUCUUACUGGGUCAUCACUCUCUUUGUGGUUGUCUCAACUCUGCUGCCGUACUUCAUCUACUCUGCGGUUCAGAUGAGGUUCUUCCCAAUGUACCAUGGGAUGAUACAGUGGCUAAGGUAUGAGGGUCAGUGUAAUGACCCUGAGUACUGUGAUAUGGUGAGGCAGAGAUCAAUAAGGCCUACAACCGUUGGGUUCACCGCGAGAUUAGAAGCUAAAAAGAGAUCAGUGAGGAGAUCAGAGCCUGAGUCAUGAUGACAAUAUAACCAUUUCCAAAACUGACUUGCAAGGACGUUACGUACAUAUAAAUAGCUUCUUGCUUCAGACCUGGUGUUUGUACAUUCUGAUUCUUGCUGCCUUGCCUGAUUAACCAAAGUAGAUUCUUACAGUGAACUGUGAAGAUUACACACCAGUAGAGAGAUAGCC